AUGAACUGGGUUGGAGGAGCUAGAAGUCGUGUAAAAGCGGAAAAUGAUAAGAAGAAACAACGAGAGUUUUUCGAGAAGCAAAGAAAAAAAACAUCUUCGAGCAACGUUAAUGAAUCCUUGUCCGUAUCUACAUUAAGUCACGAUUUGAUUACAUUUUAUUUAAAACAACGGAAUUUAAAGAAAGGCAGCGUUCCUUCCAAACCCUUAAAAAUGAUGAAACAAAACUUAGAUAAGAGAUCCAAUUCCUUUGUCCUUCAUGCAACUCUUCCAUUACCUGAAACACCCUUAGAAGAUAAUCCAGUUUCGAAAAAUAAAAUUAUGAAAAAUUCUUGGGAAGCUCGCAAUUCAAAAUUUGAGAAUGGGAUUGAAACAGAAAUGCGUUUCAAUGGGCAGAUUUCUCUUAAUCAAGCAAAAACACAUCAAACAAGUUCAGAUUCUGAAAUUAAUAUUGCGGAUAUUUAUGAUGUUGAAAACAUUUCACGCGAAUAUGCUGAAAAGGAUACCCCCGAAAAUACGAAUGACCUCGUAAACCAAUCUGGAAAUGGUGUUUUAGAAGACAGCUUCUUUAAAACCGAUAGGCAGUUUAUGGACAUUUCCAACGCUUGUCGUGACGAUGUAGCCGACGUUGACCAAUUGAAGAGAGCUGGUAAAGUCAAUGAUAAUUUCCGGACAAGUAGCGAAAAUGUCAAAUUUUCCCCAAAUAAAAAAGAUACGAAUGCUUUUUUUGACAUUUUUUUGCAUAAGACAUUGAAGGAAAUUAAUACUGAAAAACCUUUUCGUAGUAAAAUUUCACAAAACCAAAAUCGAUCUAAAAAGAAAAUGAAAAUAUUGGAUAAAAUGAACUCUUAUCUUAAUAACCAUGAAAAGAAGAAGAAGAGUUUAAAUGCUGUUUUGCAUAAAUCCAAAUUAUCGUAUUCAAGAAUUAGUCAGUGUACGGUUGAGUCAAUGCCUUUAAAAGUGUCAAGAGACAUGGGACGGCCUUCGAUUGCUGAACCGACAUAUGAUUACCGUCGAAGUUUAGAUGACCUGGAAACCAUGAUUGAAAAUUGUGACCUUAAACUUAAAAAGCGCAAUAAGAGCCAUGUUUACGAUACAUUUUGGACAGCUCACAAAGGAGACAAUCAUGACAUAGCCAAUAUGUCUUCAAAUGUACAACUAUCUUCAACAGAUUCUACAUCAUCAUCCUCAUCUCCUUCAACUAUUUUCUCUUGCGCACACAUGAACAUUGAUCCUUUGCACCCAACAAAAUACAUGCCGAGUUAUGAAAUGUUUCAAGCAAGUCUCAAACAAUCUGAAACUUUAAAAGUGAAAAACGGCACGCUAAGUCACCGAAAGAAAUUUAAACUUUCCAACACUCAUUUAAAAGACUCAUUUGGAUUUGAAUCAGAUUUUCAGAAAAAACUUAAUCCAUACGGAUUUGACCACGCAAAUAAUAGCAAAAGUAAAAAUAUACAAAAACCCUCUUCCGUAUUAAGUUAUUUCCCUUCGCCCAUGGUCGUAAGAUUGCAAAAUCUACAAAAUGCGAAUCCUGCCUAUUUAAUUCAAAAUCCACUAAACAGAAUUAGUAAUGAAUCAUCGGGUCUUUCCUCAAAGACUCUGACUUCACGAGACGAGCAAAAUAUGAGCAACGUUACUUUAGAUAUAAUUCCGAAACCCAAAAUAGAUGUUAGCAUUCACAGUCCAUUUGCUAGAUGCACUGGUGAAUUAUCAAAACUUCCUUCAAGAAAUCUUAGACGUCCAGAUCUACCGAGUUUUUGUCAAAGUCCUUUAAGUCCAUUUUCUUUCCAUCCAACAACUAACAUUAGCUGCAAAAAGUUCUCAAGGCAGAACAUGGAGGAACCAACAGAGUCUUCGUCAAAUGUUCUAACGACAUCUCAGGAUUCCCAAAUCAACCGCAUUUCUCCAAGAAAAGCUCCUAAGAAUAGAAACUUAAAUAUAAGUAUUCAAAAUUCACCAAUGCCAAGAUUUAAACAUUCACAGACCACUCCAACAGAUGUCUUGAAAUCACUAUAUGAACAAACGACCAACACAAACUCAAUAGAUUCGAAAAAUUCAACAAGAGAUUAUGAUGAGUCCUCAGGUAAAUAUACUUCUACUUCUACUCAAACAAGAUUUGAAAAAGUAAACGUUUUUACUGAAACAGCUACAUUAAACUAUUGCCCAACUUGCAGUGCUUCAAAAAUAAAUGCAGGAACAAGUCCUUUCCUGAACUUAAAUAUCAAUGCAAGCAAUCGUACAAAAGAGAACUUUAACUGUUUUACUAACGGUGGUAACGCAGAAAAAGUAUCAGCAUGCACUACAAAAAAUCAAUUGGAUAUUUAUUCAAAUAGUGAGUGUGCUAAAAAUAAAAACUUCAUGGCGUUAUCUGAUCACGAUCAAAAUCACCUAAAAAAUUGCAAUCCCUAUACUAAUUGUAAUACUCAGCUUGAAACCGAUGGAAAUGGAAUAAUUAAAUACACCAAGGAAGAAAUGCAAAAUGAGUUUGAAAAUAAUAAAAAAUUAUCUUCAAAUGCCAACAGUCCUGCCAUGAAUGAAGUUAAUAUUACAAGCAGCUAUGUGGCAGAUGAAAAACAAAUGAAAAAAUACUCAAUAAGAGAUCAAUAUCAUUUAGAAAACAGCGGGAUUAUCACCAAUAUUGAAACUAAAGAUGAACUAAAGGACAACACAAAAGAGAGUAUUUGGAAUGAAGAAAAUAUUUUGAAGACCUUUAAGUCAGCUGAGAAGCAGAGGGAUCGAUAUUCAAUAACAAAUAAAAAUCAAUUAGAGAAUAGCAUAAAUAUCACUGGUAUUGAAACUGAGGCUGAAACUAAUGAAAGAACAAAAGGGAAUGAAAUUAACUCUCAGAGCAACUGUAUGCUAGGGGAAAAACAAUUGGAUAGAUAUGCAAUGACAAAUCAAAAUCAUUUAGAAAAUAACGUAAUUAUCACUAAUAUUGAAACUGAGGAUGAACCUAGAAAUAACACAAAAUAUGACACUAGUCUACCCCCUACAGAACCAAAUAGUCCUGACAUAACUAUAGAAGGAACUAUUGAAAAGUUUCCUUCAAAUAAUGCUUUAAUAUGCAACAAUGAAGAUCCUUUGCCUCCAACAGUUCCAAAUAUUCCUAUUUUAAGUAGCAAGAAUGAUAUCGGAGUUCUUAAAAAUUGUUCACCAGGAACAAUUGCUCCAAGAACUCCAUUUUUACAGAAAGGGGUUGAUUAUACGGAAUAUUGUGAAAACUGUUCUUUUGGUUCAAGCGAAAUUCGGGAAAGUAAAGAAUUUCUUCAGUCAGGAAAUGAAAAAUCUCCUGAGCGCUUAAAAAUGCUUGAUGAAGAACAUAAAGCAGGAUCCAGUUUGCAAAAUGCUCGGCAAUUUUUUAAUGCAAUGGAAGAAGGCAACAGAAAAUCUUCUGAUCAUGCCAUUUUCAGCAAUGCAAAUAAAAAGUGCUUUGGUGAGAAUAUGAACAGCCUACCGAGACAUGCAAUACUAAAUACUGAUUUAUCAAGUUUCAAACAGAAUAUAACCGAUAAAGACCGUAGAAAAAUUAUUGAACGUUCUAUGAGAGGAAAUAUGAGUAGAAUGUUCUUUGACAAAAAAGAGGAAAAUAAUUCCCUUCAUGAGUCAAAAAAUAACUUUAUCUUACCUUUCUCCCAACCUUCUUUAAUAGCAAUGAAUAAAGGGUGCAAAACAAUAGCUGACAAUUCUAAUGUGAAUAUUCAAGAAAAAAUUAUUGUGAACAACAAUAAAUAUGAUUCAGGGGGCCAGGAAAAAACUUCUGGCAUAUUCUCGUUUGCAAAUUCUUUUUCAGAAACAGCUGAUGGAUGCUGUAGAGAAAUAACCAGCAAUUCUAAAAUAAAUAUGAGAGAGUAUAUUAUGGAAAACGAUCAGAACACUUCAACAGGUCAGGCAAAAAUUCCUGACGUACUCUCUUCAGCAAAUUCGCCUCUAGACACCACAGAAGCAGACUGCAAAAAAAUAUCCGGGAAUUCUGAAGUAAUUAUGAGGGAAUAUGUUUCGGAAAACGACGAAGACGCAUCAUCUGGCAAAGAAAAAAAUUCCGACGUAGUCCCAUUUCCUAAUUACACAUUAGGCACAACGGAGGCAAACUACCUAAAGGUAUUUGGAAAUUCCACAGCAGAUAUGAGGGUCCAUUUUACGGAAAACCGUGAUGACGCUUCCUCAAACCAGGCAAAAAUUUCUGAAGUAUUUUCAUUUGAGAAUUCUUCAAAAACAAAAGAGACAAAUCACCCAAAAGUAUCUGAAAAUUCUGAGGUUAUGCGAGAAUACUUUGUUGAAAACGAUGAAAAGACUUCAACUGCCCAGAUAACAAAUACUGACUUUGCGAAUUCUUCUCUUAGCUCAACAGAGGGAGGAAGCAGAAAUAUCGAUGAUAAUUCUGCAUUUGAGAAUGGAAAGGAAAAUAACGAAAAUAGCUCGGUUGAUAAGGCGAAGAACUCUGGUACUCUUCCCCUCAUGAACUAUUCGGAAGAGUCUGCAGAUUUAAGAUUCGCUAAUGAAAAAUGCCGAUUCAUGGAAAACGAUUUUUCUCGCCAAGAAAUUCAAGUAAGUAAGAAAAAAUACAGUGUCUUAGCAAAGAUUGAUAGAUUCCUUAAAUCUAUGGAAAAUAAUAAUUUUGAUUCUGUGACCGAGGCUAUUAAUAUAAAACAAAAUUGCUUUUUGACAAACGAGGGCAAUAGUUCAACAGACCACUGA
Molecule: messenger RNA, 4692 nt
Organism: Parasteatoda tepidariorum (common house spider)
Lineage: Eukaryota; Metazoa; Arthropoda; Arachnida; Araneae; Theridiidae
Source: RefSeq, a predicted model, not a curated record